AUGAAGUGUCUGGUGUUGGUACUGUACGUGUUAAUUUGGGGGUUGGGUGGUGCCAAAAGGCUGCAUAGGGGUAGAAGAACUGGAGGCAAUUUGAUUCCUCCCACCACCGAGGACAGGAUGAUGGUUUUUCAGGAUCAGUAUUUCGAACAGGUUUUGGACCAUUCUGAUCCUACGAAUCGGGCCACUUGGAAGCAGGACUGGACGUUCGUCGGCUCGUUAGCUCAGUUGAAUUCGCAGAGGUACUACUUGAACGACAACUUCUUCAACAAAUCCAAACGAAACGUGGCCUUCCUAAUGGUCGGAGGCGAAGCUGAGAUAAGCUCAAAGUGGAUGUACCAAGGGGCGUGGAUCAAGUCAGCCAAAGAGCACGGUGCCAUUUGCUUUCAACUGGAACACAGGUUUUAUGGUACCAGUCAACCAUUUCAGGAUUUGAGCACUGAACACCUUAAACUUUUAACCAGUCAACAAGCUUUGGACGAUCUGGCCACGUUUAUUGUGGCCAUGAACAAAAGAUACGAAUUGUUGGAUGUUAAGUGGAUAACUUUUGGAGGCUCUUAUUCAGGGUCUUUGGCAGCUUGGCUGAGGAUGAAGUACUCGCAUUUGGUUCAUGGAGCUGUCUCUUCUAGUGCUCCUUUGUAUGCUAAGGUAGACUUCGAAGAAUACUUCUUGGUGGUUGCCAAAGACUUAAGCACUGUUUACAGCGAAGAGUGUGCUUCAGUAGUAAAAACAGCUCUGUCGUUGCUAGAGGAGAAGGUUCUUGAAGGAAAUGACACCCUUGGAGAAACGUUCAAUCUUUGUGACACUAAAGUUAAUACAAACGUAGGCAACGACGUGUCCAAUUUAUUUUCAUUAAUGACGGACUCCUUCGCUUAUGCAGCACAAUACAACAACGAUAAUCGAAAUGGCGAGUUCAAUAUAAAUUAUGUCUGCGACAUAAUGACGAAUUCGAGUUUUGGCAACGUACUCGACCGAUUAGCAUAUCUCAAUGCGGACGCUGAUUGUAUUGAUUACAGCUUCGAGUCCAUGAUUCGGGAGCUGAGGAACGAAACUUUGGACAGUGGUGUUUCCGAAGGAGCUCGCCAAUGGACUUACCAAACAUGCACCGAAUUCGCCUUUUAUCAGACAACGAACGGGCUCCCGCAAAUAUUUACCAACAGAAUUCCGUUACAAUUCUACAUUGACAUCUGUUCAGAAACGUUUGGUGCAGAGAUAAAUCAUACGUACCUAAACCGAAUUACGGAGAGGACGAACGUCAUUUAUGGCGCUUAUGAUAUUCAAGUUUCCAACGUCGUUUUCGUCCAUGGAACGCUCGAUCCUUGGUAUCCUUUGGGUCUUAUCGGGAGUAAUGAGGAAGGGAUGACUACUGUUUUAAUUAACGGAACGGCGCAUUGUGCCAAUAUGUACGAUGAAAAGGAAGAUGAUUCAAAGGAUUUAAAGGAAGCAAGGGAUGUCGUUCAAAAGUUAAUUCGAACGUGGAUAAACGAAUUAUAAAAGUAUUAUUUUUAAAUGUGCUUUAAUGAUUUGAAUUCCUGAACGUCGUAUUAUGUAUAGGCAACCCAGUUUACACCCUGCAGGAUCGAUGAAGACUGAUACAACACUAUUGUUUGGGAAAAUAGUCUUUGUCUCCUUAUUUUGUAACAUUGUAACAUAUAUUUAACAACUUUAUGUUAAUAAAUUUGAAAUUUAUUAUUAAAUGUUGAAAAUAUUUUAAA
Aethina tumida (small hive beetle) is the source of this 1712-nucleotide messenger RNA. Its product is annotated as putative serine protease F56F10.1. Bases 1 to 1491 code for a protein of 496 amino acids. Gene Ontology annotation, biological process: proteolysis. The record is from RefSeq and is a predicted model, not a curated record. Lineage: Eukaryota; Metazoa; Arthropoda; Insecta; Coleoptera; Nitidulidae. The transcript is spliced from 6 exons. Gene Ontology annotation, molecular function: dipeptidyl-peptidase activity; serine-type exopeptidase activity.